This is a messenger RNA of Aspergillus japonicus CBS 114.51, 1132 nucleotides long. RefSeq names its product intradiol ring-cleavage dioxygenase. NCBI's taxonomy places the organism in Eukaryota, Fungi, Ascomycota, Eurotiomycetes, Eurotiales, Aspergillaceae. The record is from RefSeq and is a predicted model, not a curated record. The coding region runs from base 1 to 1059 and encodes 352 amino acids. Gene Ontology annotation, molecular function: ferric iron binding; oxidoreductase activity, acting on single donors with incorporation of molecular oxygen, incorporation of two atoms of oxygen. The transcript has a single exon.
AUGCAGCUACUUCAGCUCAAGCAAGCCAUCGCACUCUCGCUGGCCGGAGUCGCCAUGGCGCAUCCUGGUGCCCAUGAGCCUAGCUCUUUUACCGAUGUUUCCAAGCGUGCGUUCCUGCACAAUGCUCACCGGAGUCUCAGCCAAUGCGCUGGACAGCUCGAGAAGAGAGGCGUCCAUGAACGAGCUGCUUCCCGCCGCGCAGCCUUGUUCGAAAAGUACAAGAAGCGCUCCCUCGGCCUCCGUGAUACGGAGAAGGUGGUGAACACUUCGCACCACUCCUCCCUCCAUGUGACGCCUAACACUUCUGAGUCGGAGCUGUUCUCGAAAGACCCAGUCUGCAUCCUUGCUCCAGAGGGUGAAGUCGGUCCUUUCUGGGUGAAGGGUGAGCUUAUCCGCCACGACAUCUCCGAUGGAGAAGCCGGAGUCCCUAUCAUCCUGGACGGUCAAUUCAUCGACAUCAACACCUGCGAGCCCAUCCAGGAUCUCUACUGGGAUGUCUGGAACUGCAACUCCACCGGUAUCUACUCUGGAGUCCAGAGCAGCAUGAACGGCAACGGCAACGACGCCUCUAACCUCGACAAGACCUUUCUCCGCGGUAUUCAGAAGACUGACGCGGACGGUGUUGCCGGAUUCAAGACUGUUUUUCCCGGCCACUAUUCAGGCCGCGCGACUCACGUCCAUGUCAUUGCUCACGUCGGCGCUCAGCUCCUUCCCAACAACACGCUGACUGGGGGACAUAUUCCGCACAUCGGGCAGUUGUUCUUUGACCAGGAUCUGAUCUCGCAGGUUGAGGCCACCUAUCCCUACAACACCAGCACGGUGGCCAUCACCGAGAAUGCGGAUGAUCAUGUGGUCAUAGUUGAAACCGAAGAUAGCGACUCCGACCCGUUCUUCGAGUAUGCUUUGUUGGGCGAUUCGAUCGAGGAUGGUAUUUUGGCUUGGGUUACCCUCGGUAUCAACGUCACCGCAAGCCAUGACUCCAGUGCUACUUGGGCUUCGACCUUGACCUCAUCUGGUGGUGUCAUCAACGAGGACUCUUCCAGCGGCGUGGACAUGUAAUUGUCGGACAGACCUCCAGUGGAGAUAGCGCCAUGACGGUGGCAAGCCUCCUGAAUUGAACCAAGGACACUGA